AUGCUGCGCUACCUCCGGCCGUUGACCGAGCCCUUUUCCAGCCGAUAUCGACAAUACCUUCCGCUCCCAACCAGCAGUCCCCGCGGCAGUGUGAGCGCACAGGGCGAUGCCGUCUCCACCCACGGCAGUGCGCCUGGCUCUCCCUCCAACCAUGUCUCCUCUGCGAACGCGCAAAGGUCCAAGGCCCGUGUGCGUCGCCGCUCACUCUCCUGGCAUCUGAGACUACUCUUGCUUCUUGCUGUAUCCGCUUUCGCCCUUCACGCCGCCUUGCGCCACUUCUUCUUUCCAGCCGCGCCCUCAACCGAGGCAUCACGCGCCGAGGCGCUGGCCAUGCUAACCGAUCAGCUAGCCAUAGAGUCCCCGACACCUGCUUCCCAAGCAUCCGCAAACCUACAUAUCAAAGCCAAGACUGCAAUGUCGCCCGAGUCGGUGCAUCGCGUCUUCGCCGAUGGCUCGCCUGGUGCCGCCUCGCGCGAGGUCAUGCCCAUUCGAGCCUACGACGCUCUCAGCGACGCCUGCAUCGAGCAAUGGGUCGUCCACCAUCGCUGGGGCGACGCAUGUCGUGGGACCGAUAUGAGCCACAGCCUCCGCUUCGACGCCGUCUGGGCCUGGGUCAACGGCAGCGAUCCAGCACAGAUCCUCGCGCGCAACACCUACAAGCCCUCCUCGCCCAUCAACGUCGAUGCCGCCCAUCGCUAUGCAGACCACAACGAGCUGCUCUACUCGAUGCGCUCUCUCUAUCACUCGUUUGGCGGCCACUCAAUCGGCAAGAUGCACAUCAUGGCAUCCGCCUAUCCUCUUCCACAAGAGGCUGUCUCGUCUUUGGGAGCAUCUUCGAACACCACCCUCUACGCGGGACAGAUCCCCUACUGGCUGAACGCGUCUUCCGACACACAACAAGACAAGAUCCAGGUACACCACGACGCCGCCUAUUUCCGACCCAUGCAGCUCGACGAUCCCAACAAGCUCUCGCCAGCCGAUGUAGAUGCAUGGCGAGCACAAACGCUGCCCAGCUUCAACAGCCUCGCCGUCGAGUCGCAGCUCUUCAACGUGCCAGGCACUUCCUCGGACCAGCUCGUCUACCUCAACGACGACUUUUUCACCAUGGUGCCCAACGAAGUGUCCGAUCUCAGCUCCGCGCUCUUUGGUCCCGUCAUCAAGAGCGACACGCGCCUCUUUUCCUUCUACCGUCCGUCGGAGCACCCUUUCCAGCGCCACUGGAACCCCGCUGGUGAAGAGGUGGGCAUCAAGCGCGCCGCCUGGAUCCUCGGUCAGCGCUUCCCCAUGCGCUCGCUCCCUUAUAUCACUCACCACCCACGCACCCUCUCGCUGCCUCUGCUGCGUGAAGCCGCGCAGACGUUCCCAGAGGCGUUCAGCAACACCACCCUAGCACGCUUUCGUGCCCAGAAAGAGGUUCCCGACUCGAUCCAGGCCUUCUUCCUCGCCAGCUGGUACAUUGUGGAGCGUCACCGCGAGGCGCUUCUCUGGUCCUGGGCUGUUGCCAAGUGGGGCGGACGCGACGGCGUGCUCGAUGCCGCCACCAAGCGAGCCAUGUGGGACGAGAUCAGGAUGAAGACCAGCGAGUCAAAAUAUGUCGGCACGGAAAGAGACGCCGACACCUUUGCCGUCAGCAGGCCGGUCCGCCGCUCUCGCGACCAGGAUCGCGUCAUCUUCGAGCAGGCAGGCGUACCGGCGCCCAAGAACACCGAGUAUUCCUUCUCGUCGCACGACGGCCAUGCGCUGUCGUACCUCGACUGGACCUGGCCGUGGCAACGCUCGCGCGACGGAUACCCGGAUCUCAGCGAGCACGUGCAGGAGCGCGGACAUGCUCGUUCCUGGAUCCCGUCGUCCUCAUCCGGCUCGUCGCGGUCGAGCGUAUGUCGAAUCUCGUAUUCCGCGUGCUUUGCACCGCAGAACGACCGCGAAAGCGCAGAUGCCUUGUUCAAGCGCAUCGCCUUCGCGCCGAACACCGCGUCCAAGUGCGGCGACUGCAUCAUGGCCGCGCUUCUCACCGCUUCAGGCGAAGCAGGCAUCUCGGCUUUCCUUCCGCCGCACUCGGCCCUCAUCAACGUACCCGCCUCGAGCGACAAGAUGGGCUCGCGGUCCCACCUGCCGCUCACCGAAAGCUGGCGCGCUACCGACUUUUCGCUCAACUCGGUCUUGCAUAUGAGCUCGGAGCUCGCUCCCGCAUCCGAGACUAGACGCAUCUCGCUUCGCACUUGGUGCACGCGCCUCAUUCAGAGGUACCAGUACGUGCUUGGCGCCACGCCGUCCACCUUCUACAAGGUCGAGUACGCCUCGCGCCUCCCGCACCAGCUCGAGGCCGUCGACCGCUCUCUCGCGGAAGACUCGCACCCCACCACGUUCUUGUGCCUCAACGACGACAUCAAGGAGUCGUCUCAGGGCACACUCAAGCUCAACCGCAUCCUCAAGCGCUGGUUCGCUGCGCACUGGUCGCGCCCGCUCCCAGGCGAGCUUGGCCAGUCCUAG
Moesziomyces antarcticus is the source of this 2490-nucleotide messenger RNA. RefSeq lists its product as uncharacterized. Gene Ontology annotation, cellular component: Golgi apparatus. Gene Ontology annotation, molecular function: UDP-N-acetylglucosamine-lysosomal-enzyme N-acetylglucosaminephosphotransferase activity. The record is from RefSeq and is a predicted model, not a curated record. Lineage: Eukaryota; Fungi; Basidiomycota; Ustilaginomycetes; Ustilaginales; Ustilaginaceae. Gene Ontology annotation, biological process: carbohydrate phosphorylation; N-glycan processing to lysosome. Bases 1 to 2490 code for a protein of 829 amino acids. The transcript has a single exon.